This is a messenger RNA of Drosophila yakuba, 1321 nucleotides long. RefSeq lists its product as uncharacterized. The coding region runs from base 461 to 1321 and encodes 286 amino acids. The transcript is spliced from 2 exons. NCBI's taxonomy places the organism in Eukaryota, Metazoa, Arthropoda, Insecta, Diptera, Drosophilidae. The record is from RefSeq and is a predicted model, not a curated record.
AUUGCUCAUUGAACAAGACGAGCUCGUGGCGUGCGUUUCGCAGUGAGCGGCAAAAUAUAUAUCACAGAUAUAUGUAUAUAAAUGUUUAAGUGAUCGGUAGUGAAACGAAAUCGCCGUGGACAAUUAUCACUUGACGUAGAAAUUACAGUGCAAUAAAUCGUACUUUGUCCCUUAUUUUUUGUUUGUUAGUUAAUUAUUUUUUUUUUUUUUUUGCAUUAUCUGUUGCCGUUUUGAAAGAUGAAAGACGGCAACAGCAGUCAUGGUAAUCGUGAGUGAGACAAAGGAAAGUGGCAGGCAGUCGCGUUCAGUUUGAAGCCGCCACACCACAGAAAAAAAAUAAAAAUAAAAAUAAAUAAUCCGUACUAACGUCGGAGCAACUGCAGCUACUGGAAAACCAAAGCAGCGGCCACAACUAUAACAACCAAAAAAACCAGAGUUCUGUUCAUAUUUCUGUCAAAAUAUGGGCCAAGAGAUAUCGCAACAGCAAAAUCAGCAACACCAACAACACCAGCAGCACCAACAACAACAACUACCCCACCACAAACGACAACCACAGCGAAAAAGCUUCAGCGGCAUUAGCAACACCAACCAGCCAAUCUACACGCCCACAAGUCACCUUUCCACCAGCUCCUCCACCACGACCAACGAAUAUAGCCACAAUAACACCAGCAAUAAUAUCAACAAUAAUAACAAUCAGAACUACCGAUUGCGUCACAAGUACAACUUGAGCAAACAAACCUACGAGCGAAGCAAGAUACCAGCAAGUGCAGCGAGUACCAGUCAAUCGGAUACGGAUUCGCAUUACGCCAAACUAAAUCUGCAAAGGAGCAGUUCGCAGAGUUCCGAUAGCGGUAUCUACAACUCGUCCUGCCACUGCAGUUCCAUAUCCUCGAUAUCGGCUGUUAGCAGCAGUGCGAGCAGCAGUCGCAGCAGCAGCAGCUCUAGUCGCGGUUGUCCCAGUUCUCUGGUGUCCAGCAAAUCGAACCGCUCGUUGGACAAGCAGAAGCACUACCUAAGCCAUCACCUGUACAUCAAGUCCUAUCUGGACAUCUUGGAGGAGGACGAGCGGGCACGGGCUCACUUCAAAUCCGCUCGUCCGGGCGGCAUUCGCAACUAUACACCCAAGAUCUUGGCCAGCGGCGAAUCGAGCUUAUCGGGUAAUUCCAGCACCAACACAGCUCUAUCAUCCAGUGCUCCGGCGCAUUGUUACGGACCGGGAAAGCGGACAACAGCCGGAGGAACAGGCGUAUCAGGUGGAUCAGCAGGUGCAUCAGGUACAGGAGCAGGAGCUGGAGCAUCGGGAACGGAUCCGUGGAUUUGA